Molecule: messenger RNA, 3865 nt
Organism: Patiria miniata (bat star)
Lineage: Eukaryota; Metazoa; Echinodermata; Asteroidea; Valvatida; Asterinidae
Product: Bardet-Biedl syndrome 10 protein homolog
Exons: 2
Coding region: 106-2028 (640 amino acids)
Biological process (GO): chaperone-mediated protein complex assembly
Molecular function (GO): ATP binding; ATP-dependent protein folding chaperone
Source: RefSeq, a predicted model, not a curated record
AGUUUAACACCGGCCGGUGUGUUGUUGGUUGUUGUUGUAGUUAGUAGGCCUACAGCAAAGAGUGACGAAAGUAUCAGAUGCACCACCCAUUUUUUGCUCUGCAGAAUGUGUCAGGAGCUACCAGUUAACCUUUUGACUGCCGUGACGAUAUGCGAGACUAUAGAGGGCCUCUUGAGGGAUUCCAUCGGUCCCAAUGCACUUCACACCAUGCUGACCUCACCGUCAGGCAGAGUGGUGAUAACUGGAGACGGCCUCACCAUCUUGACUUCCUUGCAUUUGUCUCAUCCAAUAGCAAGAUGGAUCCUGCAGCAUGUCAAGAGUCAUCACGAUGUCACGGGAGACAAUUCCAAAUCGUUUGUGCUGAUCGUUACGGAACUACUGAGGCAGUUGCAGGAUGCAGUUUCACUGAAAAGCACAAGCUCGGAUUCUUCCAGUAAGCAAGACCUGAUUGCAGUCAGUCAAGCUCUGGAGACCAUCCAUUCCGAGAUCUUUCCUGAGGUGGUUCUACCAGAGCUACGGAGACAUUGUGUGUGCUUGGAUCUGGUUGAAGAAAAGAGAGGAGAUUUGAGAAGCAUGAGCAGGAAGAUUGUGAGAACUUCUCUCGGUGGGAAGUUUACUAUGCACGCAACUAAUCAUGUGGCUGAGCUAAUUGUUGAAUUGGUCUGCGGCAGUUGUCAAGAUGUUGGCAAUCUCGCCGAAACCAUGCAGGGGCUGAUCAACGACUAUGACGUGGGAUGCCUGGAGGUUCCUAACCAACCCGUCAGUAAAUCCAAACUUCUGGAUGGCGUAGUGUGCACACGAAACUUCGCCUUCCAGUCAGACGAUCUUGAUACACUGACCACUGUGCCAUUUGUCAUUCUCAGUUGCUCCCUUGACAAGUGGACCCCUGAUGUCCGUUCAACCUUGGCAGCAAAAAGUACCAGAGACUUGACAAUGUUUCUUGAGUUGGGAACAUCUCGGACUCAGUCCCUAAUUGAACAUCUCAAGGAGUGCGGGGUGAUGCUUGUUCUUUCAUCUGAACUUCUCUCAGAUGCAACGCUGUCCUUCUGCAGAGCUGCCAGAAUUUCCGCUGUUCACAUGAUCCCAGAAGAAGAAUUGAGCCGGCUUGCACGGCUGACAAAAACCGACAUAGUUUACGAUUCUACUGACAUCUUGAGAUCCACUUUAAAAAUAGGCAGUGCUAAGUUUUGUGGAUCUGUAAUGGUUGGACAAAACAUUGGUGUUCAUCUAGGGUUCAGUGAUGAGAGAGUACGCACAAAGCAACUGGUACUCUGUGCACCAACUCAAGGCAUAUGCAGGCAGUGGUUCAUGGCAGUACUCAAUGCACUCAAGACUCUGCGUAUGUGGUUGGAUACCAGCUUUGUUUCUGCCGUACCUAUGAGAGAUGGAGACAACAUCAAUAAGACCUCAAGUAGGAAAUCUAAUCCCAUGACCGUGGAAUGUGAAUGUGUAGAAAGCUUGGACCAAUCCAGUGCCAGACGUUGCGGUUCCGCUAUGCAAGAUACGACUGGGGCUCCUGAUGCACUUAUUUUGGAAUCAGAUCUCAGUCCAACAAAUAACAGCCAGCAAAAAACUGAAAUGUGUAAGCCACAAGGAAUUUGUAUCCCUGGAGGAGGGUGUACUGAGUUCCUGUUACACAGAAUAUUGUCUCGUGGUCAUGAUAGAGAUUGGAACCUGAAUCUGAAGGAUCCUGCCCUCAGCACAGCUAUCGGUAUUCUCCGGGAUGCAGCACUCUGCAUACCCAGAACCCUACACAGGAAUUCAUUCUCUCCAAAGAGUAGGAAGUCAUCCUUUUUAGAGAUUGUUUCCAAAGUGCGACACUGCAAUGCUCUUAUCAGUGUCAAUGGCAGGACGGGAGCUCUGUGCGAUAACAGUGACGCUGGUGUUUGGGAAGCCAUGUCCGCUAGGUACAUGUUGUGGAGGGAUGCUAUCAAAACAGUUCAAGACCUCCUAAGGAUUGACAUGAUUGUAGGCAUUAAAGAAGUACAAGAAGAUCAUUCUAACACAGACGAUGAAGACUCGGAUUGAACACGGCCCAAUUUUGUGGAAUUGCUUCACACUUAAAAGAAAUCCGAGCCAUCUUUGACAAAAAAAAUUAUGGAAUUUCUGUUGUGAUUUUAAGGCAAAUGCUGCUGCCAACUUUGCUUAUUAAGGUGUAAGCCUAACGCCCAUAACAAUGACUUAGUCCGACAGCUAAAAAUUGUGCAUUUGAAAACAACACGAAAUUGGCAGUUGUAAGUAUUCUUAAGAUGAAUUAACCAAAUGUAACUACAGUGUAUAUACUUGGGGAAAAAAUGCAGACCAAAGCAUUUAUUUCAACAUAGUAACUCUUUUAUUUCAACAAAAAUAGAUGAGGUGCUUGUGCUAGGUGCACGUGUGCUGAGAUAUAACAGAUAUCAACAUUAAAAGUUACUGUUUUUCAAAGACUCUUAUACUUUGGUUUUGCAGAAAGUACUGCUAAAAGGAGGGUUUUGGGCUUUCAAUGGGUGGACAAAAGAAGGCCAUAUAUCUUGCCUCUUUGAGAAGUACGUAGAACACUACUCAAUGAAAUAUAGACCUAUUUUUAAUAGUGUUGAGUAUUUGUGUUCUCAUACUAGGAUGUCCACAAAUGCAGCCCCUCUAACAAGUCAAACAACCCCAAAACCUUCAUAUUUGUAAGUAUACACAUAUAGAUAUUGUAAAAAGAUGUCCAAUUGUUUGUUUUGUUCUACAAAGACGCAGAACAAUUCAGCACACGGUCAUAUACAGUCCUCAGUAAAUGUGAAUCUUAUUUUUUGUUGACCAUUUUGUAAAACACAAGGCAUGUAAAAGAUUAAUCCUGAUGAAGUCUUCUCUGCAUUGUGUCCAUUAUCCUUUUGAAACUUGGGAAUCCAAAUAAUUGGAGGAAGAUGAUUUCUAAGGGAAAAUAUACAGAUCUUGCAAUAUUAUUUCUGUAAAAAGAUUUCAUAUUCAGUAUUGGAUAGUUUAACUGGUUUGUUAGACAAAUGCAAACUGUUUCAUAGAAAUUCCAUGGACAUGUUGUGAGCUCAACACAUACAUGUAGUUGAACUUGGUGGAUUGUUGUUGGACGUGAAGAUUCAUUUAUGUAUAGCCAAAUUCAACACACAAAUGUAGGUGCAUUUUGAAAAGUUAAGAGUUUGCUUCAUACUGUUAACAUCCUCUUUAAACUUACAGUCACAGUAUCAAAUACUAAUUACAUAGUGCAACAAAUUAAUAUUCAUAACAUAUGUAAAUCUAAAUAAUCUUUCAAUUCACAUGGAACAAACUGUUAAAUAAUUCCAAGUACUAUUUAUACAAAUACUUUGGUGCAACUUAUAGUAGCACAUUAAUUCAGCACACUUUUAAUUUCAUGAAGUUGGUUCAACAUAAAACACAUAAUCACUUCAAGGAAAUGGCCUGAUAUUUCAUCCUCAGCAAGGACUUCUUCAGAGGGAAAAAAAAAAAAAGUUCGAAGAAAUGAGAGGAAAUGUUUUAAACUUAAUCCCCUAGAAGGUACUGCUUCCCUUAACCCCCUCCCCCCCCCCCCCCCCCGACAGGUUUUCUCCGGGCACCCUGGCAAAUGCAACAAAAUGCAACUUGGCUGAAAUAAGAACCCUGCUAUAAAAAAUGCAACAAAUUGCAACAGUGGAUUCUGUUGCAUUGUGCAGUGAACCCAGUGCAUAUCAGCCUUGGCACCAAGCAGUUGCCCAAAUUUUCACGUUAUUAUUUGUUUUGAGCCUGUUUGGGGGCUUUAUUGCCUGAUUUCACAUCUUUUUUCCUGUGUUUGCACAAGUUUCCUGGGGGUUUUUUCCAUUGAAAUUCAUUCUCAUGCCUGAUUGAGUCUAUGUGUGAUGGCAUGUAUGGGUCACCAUACAAUGAAGGAUGA